Durusdinium trenchii is the source of this 4848-nucleotide messenger RNA. The record is from the annotation of a GenBank genome assembly. Lineage: Eukaryota; Dinophyceae; Suessiales; Symbiodiniaceae.
AUGGGAAGACUCACCUACAAAGACCUGGUCAAAGACAGCCAAACCGAGGAUUCUGAUCGUGCCAGUGGAACUGAAUGGGACGUGCCUGAAGACAGAUGGCGUGAGGAAGCGGCAUCCGAGUUCAUCCGAGAGGAAGGACUACAAGAAGACGAGGACCUAGAUGAGGAAGCACGUCGCAUCGCGCAGAAGGUGCAGCCUCUUCGCCGCGGUGAUGCAGCCUCUCGUUCCCCUCCGCCUGAUACUGGUGGCACUCCGACUCCGGUGGAGGACGCACGGCGUGGUGAAGUUGAGCCUUCGACCACUCGUUGGACGCAAACCUCACCGACUGCAGAAGGCUCAGAGGCCAAGCCAGAAAAGGCCCUGGUCACUGCACAAGAGGAAGUUCGUGUCAUGAAGCUGGUCGUGGCGAACUCCAAGAAAGAGAUUGCAUAUUACAACAAGGUGCUCAUGGAGAAGAAUGCUGAACAUCAGCAGGAACUUCAGGAGCUGCACGAGUCUUUAGAACACGAGAGGCGUCGCUGCACCGAGGACAUGAAACACUGGAAGGCCCAUGUGAAGAAGGAGCUGGGGAAGGACCCCAUUUUGGCGGUGGCGCUCACCAUGUGGGAGCGCGAGGUGACCAGUUUGAGGACCUCCCACGCUUUCAAGGAGUGGAAGCGAAAGACGAACCAAAUCCUCAAAGCUAGAGGAAUGUCAGGAAAGAUGGCGCUUCUGGUGGCGGUCCACUGGGUUCUGAGGGAUUGGCGUGUGGCGGUGAUGGAGUUCCAGGCCGAGCGGAUGAAGGAGAAGCUUCAUCUCAGAUGGUUCAGCUCCUUAGAGCAGGCCUCCCAUGCUUGGGGUCGCGAAACAGACCGUGGGCUUAAGCAUUGGGUCUUCGUUGGGUGGACCUGGCAGAAGAAGUUUUCCGUGUGGGAAAGGCGAACGAAUGAGAAGGUGCAGUUCACACUGCGGAGAUGGUUCUAUGCCUUGGACACUGCAUUGCGGUACUACGCAUUCUUGGCAUGGUAUGAGGCAUUGAUGGAGGCGAAGUUGCAAAGCUUCCAGAUGCAGGUGGCUGGAAAGAAGAGCGCCUUCUUGAAGGCCAUCCUGGCUUUACAGCCCUCGAUGACUUCCCUGACCAGCCGCGCCAUUUUCUAUGCCUGGCGAUGGAUGAUCGGAGACACCCAGGUCACCGCUUUCUCCAAUGCGCUGCGGCAAACGCGGCGCCGGUCCAACCAGCUGGAGACAGCGGUGAUAUUUUUGGCCUCUGAAAACCAUUCCGUGAUGAAGCUUUUCGUCUUCAAACAUUGGCUGAGCCUUAUGGAAGGUGAAAAAGCCAAGACCAUCGAGAACCAGUUGAAAAAGACGGGCGCCUCACUGCAGAUGCUGAAAGCCCUGACGCACUACGCGCACGACGGGUCUCCCAACAUUUUGCUGCAAUCAAUUCUUUUGGCUUGGCGUCGGCUCUGCAGUGAUGGUAAGCUGGAACCUGAGCUGUUGGUGCCCAACUCACGUUACACCAUGGCCUCCUGCAUCUCUGCUUGGGAUUUUGCUCUGACGAGUGUGGCGAUACUGGGCUGGCACAACGUGGCACGGCGCUCCUACUUCCAAAAGACAUGGACCAAGUUCUUCCGCCCCGAGGACGAUUUGCGGCCGUUGGUGACCGCCUGGAAGAAACAAGUGCAACGAAGCCAUGAGGUGGAGCAGAAGAGCGUCAAGGUGGACAAGAAGGAGACUGACAUCUCCCACUUCAUUGCUUUGCUGUGCUUUGUCUACUGGCGAUUGAAGUUGAAGCCAAGCCGAGCCGUGGUGAGCUACGUUCCGAAGUUGGCGCGGCUUCAGGCCGUGGCAGUUCAGAAGUUGGCAGAGACCCAGGUGGAAUCGGUUUGCCUGCUCAUUUUCCAUGCCUGGCGCAUGUCGCCCCUUCUCGCGGAGACCAGCCACGAGGAGGGUGAUGAGGCCCCCAAAGCCCAUGCCACCGUGCGACAGAUGGCCGAAUCCAAAAAGAAGGAGUUGGAGGAUGAAAAGUCCAAGGUGGCAGCCUUGGAGAAAGACCUCAAGGACUUGCAGGAUCAGAAUGCCGCUGCCAAUGCGAAGGUGGAAAAACUGGAAGCAGAGGCCGUGUCGUGGGGGGGGUUGGAAGCUUUGGAACUAGGCCAACAAAAAGUCCUGUUGCUGCAUUGUCCAAUGAUCAGCGACCAGCUGGGAGGCCAGGAUGGGGUCCUGGACAAUUCUCCAUGUGCAGAUCGCUCCGCCCCUUCCGCGGAGCUGCGCGCAGCUGCACUGGGCAUGUUGGACCACGUGGCGCGACCGCGCUGGACGGAGGCGCUGACCAGCAACGUGCGAAGGCAGUUGGAGGAAGGUCAGAGCCAUUGCGGACUUACACGUUUCUUAGCCCAGCUGAUCCUCCUCAUCAAUGACGCCCUCAACGUCGAACCCUCCGACGAAACACUCACUGCAGUCUCGCUGGAUGAUUGGAUCGAGCAGCGAGUGGAACGGCCCCUGCCCAGCUUCUUUCGCUUGGCCUCCAGCUUCAUCCCGGAGGUCUUGCAAGAAGUGAACCUGGCGAUUGAGCGCUGGGUUCGCUCCAGGGACAUUCAGGUUGAGAGAUAUGAGUCCUGUCAUGACGUCCCCGACCUGGGGAAUGAUGCCAUGGCCGUGAAUGAUGACGAAAAGUCCAGUGGGAUCACCUUUUGGUCCAAGUCCCUCUUGUUGGCGCACGAGAUCGUGCGUGCGGGAGCCUUCGAAUGGACCAACUCUGCGCGCGUAGCCUUUUCCGCGGGUUUGAUUGGCCCGGCCAAGCGAGCGCAGUGCCCUUCAGGGGUGAUGGCAAUGAAGCUGAUACGCUGCAUUGGACAUGAUGAGGAGCAGAAGCAGGAGGAGGUUUAUUCUUUGGACCAAGAGGCCCAAGAGCUCCUUUUGUGGGGCCAAGCCAACUUGUCCAAGCUGCUGUACAACGCUUGGCCACUUUGGAGUUUGCUUUCCCUACUGAGCGCGCAACGUCAUCACAGCUUUGUACUGACACCUGCUGAGCCCGAGCCCCGCCUGGACGAAGCUCUUUUGCUCCAGGCCUUGGACUCCGGGGAACGACCCUUUGGAGUGGUCUUUGUGAGCAACGUCGGAGCGGAGCUCGCCAGUGACGACCUGGCCGCAUGGCUCGCGAGAUUGAGACGUGCCUUGCUGUCCAAGGGAACCGUUGAGCAUCAAGUGCUGCUGGUCGUGCCGAAGUCUAUCAAGUCCUGUACAAAGUUUGCAUGGUUUGGUGCUUCGGGGCCACAAUUGCACUGCAUUUGGUCUCAAGAGGGUGCCUCGCGCGAGUUGGAUGCGCAAGGUUUGCUCUUGUUCAUCUUGAGCCGAGGAGUGCCAGCAGCCCUGCUGAGCACCGCCACGCUGCCCUUCCCCGGGCUCGGGGAUGAAGUUGCAAAGCUCUUAGUCAGCCCAGAGACCCAGCACUAUGCCAUGUUCAUUACUGACACACAGGUGUCCGUGGGCGCGGGCGAGUCCCAUGCGCAGCGCCUCCGGGUCCAUCCGCCCUUUGCGGACAUCGGCCUGCGGCUCUUCCAAGCGUCGCCCGCGUGCCUGACGCUGGUGAGGAGCUCGGUGCGCGUGGCCUACGAGAACCCCUUCUUGUCCGCGGAGGAGGUCCUGAAUCGCUUCAACCUGACGAUGGAGAUGGAUUUCAUGCUGAAUGCCUCACAUGGCUUUGUGUCCUCGGAAGGCUGGUUUGCAGAGGAUUUGGUCAGCCGGCACCAGAACCAGGGCAACUCCACAGAUGCACACCUUUCAGGUGGCAUUCUACUGUUUACUAUGCGCCCCUUCAACAUGAUGCCCAAGUGGUUCCGCGGCACCGCCUGCCACUCGGUGUGCGGCUGGCUCUUGCAGUGUGCUCCGGAGGCACUGGGCAGUGCCUGCGCACUGCUGGGCAGCGAUCGGCUGCUCCUCCGUACUUUGCAGAAGAGCUUUGCCCUUCAGAGUCCGUUGGCACGCUCUGCAAGACCCAGAAUCUUGCAGGCAGGGCCUUCAGGAUGUGGCACCACCUCCAUUGCCCACUUCUAUGCGAAGCAUGGGCUGCGAGUGGCCAAGAACUAUGUGGAGGGAGCAGAGAUCAGGGAUCAUGUGAGGAAAGACCUGAAAGAAGGACUGGCACCCUUUCGGAGCUUGGACCGUUUCGACGCCGUUGUGGAUGCCUUUGACGUGGUCCGGGUGGGCGUCCACUUUUGCUCCGACCAUUUGGGUCACGGUGGCAUGACCUGCAGCCACGUGCAUGGAGACGCUUUGGAUGAGAACCUGCAAGAAUAUCGGCAAAUCCUGCAGAGCUUGCACGAAGCUUAUCCAAACCUCAAGUUCAUCCACAAUAGCUGCAACUUGCAACGCUGGCUUCCCAAGAGGGUGCACAACUGCUGGCCACACUUGGUUUCUAUGGGUGAAGAUUGGCAGGCCUUUCUUGAACUGUGGAACUCUUGCUGUGCCGCCGCCUUUGGCUACGGUGGCAAUGCCUCCUGCUUUCGGAAACAGGAGCUGCAGCGGUUGCGCAUCCCUCAGCGGCUGGUGAUCGAGGACUUUGCCUAUCCCACUUGCUGUGAAGGCUUGCCUUUUUACCAGGAGGCCUGGCACGGCGUCCAUCAAUUGCUCCCCGACGUCAUCGCUCCGAACCGCUUGGUGAACUUCCACAUCGUCCACGACGAUCCGAAGACACUCAGUGCGGCCAUGGGCUUGCAGGACCACUUCAAACCUUGGGCCUGGAGACAGAUCCAUAAGAGCCAGCGGAGCGCAAGCAGAGCCAGAAAAAGCCGGGACAAGACGAUCGGUGCAGAUCCGUCGGACUCAUCCAAACCCCUUUGUGCCAGCCGAAAGCGUGUGAGAAAGUAA